Molecule: messenger RNA, 1323 nt
Organism: Peronospora matthiolae
Lineage: Eukaryota; Oomycota; Peronosporomycetes; Peronosporales; Peronosporaceae
Source: the annotation of a GenBank genome assembly
AUGGCUUCUGGUGAGGACUGGACGUACAUGGACACUUUGCGGCCUCCUGUCUACAUCUGUUUGCGUCGGAAGAUCGACUGUAGCGAUGCAGGCUAUCGACCUAUGAAGCUGGACGGAGACGUGGACAAGGACGAGUGGAGGCACGUGCCGUGGUCGGAAGCCUUUGUGGACAUUGAAGGACGGGAGCGCAAACCCGUCGAGCAUCCACUCACGAGGUUCAAAAUGAUGUACGACGACGAGAUGCUGUACAUUGCGGCGGAGCUUCUGGAGCCGAAGGUGUGGGGAACAAUCACCGAGAAGAACAGCACGUUGUACCAUGAGAAUGACUUUGAAGUGUUCUUCAAUCCGGACGGCAGUCGACACCAUUACUAUGAAGUGGAGGUGAACUGUUUGAAUACCGUUUGGGAGCUACUACUGCAUCGGCCAUACAAAGACGGCCAUAGCAUCGAGAAUCCGUUCAACUUGAAGUCAUUGCGAUCGGCCGUACACGUCGAUGGAGUAGCCAACUCACCCGAGACGGACUGCUCGCGCUGGUGUGUUGAAAUGAGCUGGUCACUGGCAGAGCUCGAGCAGUUUGACAAGCUGCGUUUUCACGGUGAAGUCUUGCCCAAAGCACCGUCCAUUGCAACAGUCGGAGAUUUACGGCCCGCUGCAACCACCAAUUGCACAGUCGCUGGCAAUGUAUGGCGCGUCAAUUUUUCACGGGUCCAGUACGAGCUUGAGACAGCUGUCGAUCCGGACACCCAGCAAGUGCAGUAUCAGAAAGUUCGCGACAAGCGCGAGGAUAACAUCGUGUGGGCUCCUACGGGAGUGAUUGACAUUCAUCGUCCUGAAAGAUGGGGCUACGUUCUUUUUAGCAGCGAAGAGGAGCUGGCUGAUGGAGAGCUGGAGCUAGCAGGAGCCAUGGCGACAUAUUUGGAGGAACAAAUCGCCAUUGAACGCGUUCUGGAUGCCAUCUACUACAAACAACGAGCAUUUCACGCCAUAUACGGCGGCUUUGCCUCGACUAUGGAGAGGUUGUACACUAAGCCAGCUCUUCGAACCUCUCUGGAUUCGUCAGCGUUGCCGGAUGACAACGUCAACGAGUGGACGGAUGCAUUUCCACUGAGUGAGCUGUUGCACCAGUACCAGCUCGACACUCCAGUGAUCUCGUUCGAUGGUGAUCUCGAUACGGACGGUAGAUGUCCUGCUGCGUGUGACCAACCGGACGACACCUUCAAUACACCUCAAGAUUGUUCCACAGCAGCAGGACAUCACGAUGCAACGACUAUUUCGUCGCAAUGCUCUCGUUUGCAGACAGGUACAAGCUUAUCGGGAAGAUGA